UGUCCCUGUUUGUUUUGUACAAUAUAUGAUUCUCUCACCUCAGAGGUGGGAGGUGGCAGCUGUUUAACAGCACACAGCAGCACCACACAAGAGUUUAGGACAGGCAGUGAAGAAGAGUAUCAUGUCCAAUUGAAACUACAAGGGGCAGUUUUAGUUCUGUGGAUAUGUCCCAGAAGGAUCCCUGCCAGAAACAAGCCUGUGAAAUACAGAAAUGCUUGCAAGCCAACAACUAUCUGGAGGCUAGAUGUGAGGCUGUGCUCCAAGAGAUGAGAAGAUGCUGCGCCCUAUGCCCUAAGGGCAGAUCCAUCUGUUGUUCGGGGUUUGAGAAAGAGGAAAGAGAGAGGGAGAAGCUUAAGGCAGCUUCAAAUGGGAUUCAUGCAGCACCACAGUAACAGGCUGCAGCUCCAGCUCCAGGAGGUUAUGGAGUGUGGGCCUCUCCUACAGACAAAGUAGCAUGCAAGUGGCAAAUAAGAAAAAAACAGUUAAAAUAAUGCAUUAUCCACACUGAUAAGGAAGCCAGAGAAGAAUCCAUCAUAGAAUAAAACAUCCUGUGCACCAAAUGUAAAAUGCAAUACAACAGAUGGGCUGUUCAAAGGAUUCUGUUUUCUAUCCCAAACUUGUGACUUACAGUACAUUAUAUCUCUCUAAAUACAGUUUGUUUCUGAUGCUUAAUGUACUCAGUAAUCCAUUCUCAGAAUAAGAAUUUGAGGGUGAAAUAUAAAACUUUUUCAGCCUUCUGGCAUAGGACGUACAGGAAAUAAGUUCAAGGAGAGUCUAUUGAAUGUGAUGCAUUAAGCAAGACCAUCUUUGAGUAGCAGAAAUAUUCCUAUCAUUGAGCCAUAGUUUCCCAAAGACAUGAUCUGCUUUUCUAGUGCUUAAAGCAAGAAUGGGAUUCAGCUCUGGGCUUUAUUCCCAGCUCUGCCACAAUUUGUCUGUGCCCAUAAGUCACUUCACCGAGGUGCCUGUUUCCUCAGUUGUGCAAUGGGAUAUUGGACUAAUGAAUAGUUGGACCACAUUGCACAAUAGUAGUUAUAUGAUCUUAAAGAUGUUGUAGAAGCAUUUUAUUUCAGGGACUGAUAAAGGAAUAGAUUCUUUUAAGUAAUAUUUAUGGAAAACCGAGGUGUUGGUAUGAAAUGGAUUUUUAUGAUGUUCAGUCAUCUUGUAUGACUGAACAUCUCUAAGCAAUAUGACAUGCAAUGAAUGUGAGAGAUGACAAUGCCCCUUUACACAUAGUUCUAUCAUACAAAGCCUAAGCGACUUUGUGCACUUCAGGGUGAUCAUUACACUAUCAAGCACAACUUAGUUAAGAAAUAUAGGUUUUUAUGAACAAUAACAGACCACUGCAGUUACUGGACAUAAUAGGCAGAUGCAUCAAAGCACACAUGAUAGAUCCAUUUAUGUUUUGCAUUCUAAAUACCUUGAUACAAAAUAAAUGACUGGAAUAAUCUGA
Messenger RNA from Dermochelys coriacea (leatherback sea turtle), 1450 nucleotides. It is a transcript of the gene CMC4, whose product is annotated as C-X9-C motif containing 4. The record is from RefSeq and is a predicted model, not a curated record. Lineage: Eukaryota; Metazoa; Chordata; Testudines; Dermochelyidae. Gene Ontology annotation, cellular component: mitochondrial intermembrane space. The transcript is spliced from 3 exons. The coding region runs from base 165 to 392 and encodes 75 amino acids.